AUGCCGUACCUCGACUUUUUGUAUUCACUGGGCGACUUUGCGCAUCAGCUGUUUGUCGUGUUUCCUUAUAGCGCUUAUACUACACCACGAGCCGGUUCGAAUCUUUCACCACCUUACAAAAGAAUGAACCUAAAGGCUGCCGAGACAGAGGCGGCUUCGGCGGACAACCGCCUCCAAUCGCAGGCCGAUUCCGAAAGCAGAAAGUCGCUGCAGCUGGAAGAGUCGCACAGGGCUCUCGUAUCAACAAAGCCGCCUCCCAGGGGUUUUGGUGACGAGCUCUUCCGUUUGUGCACGGCACCCGAGGAUGUCUCCUCACUGCUGGCCUCCAACCCUGAGAUUACACCCAAUGGGGCUUGGGAGCAGCUGUACGGCAAAGGCUCGGACUCGGGGUCGGGGGUCACAAAUGCCAUCGUGAAUGGGGCGCCGCCACUAGAAAGGCUAGAGAGGGCAGCCAGGUGUGGAAAAUGGGGCGAGAACAGACCCAGUGACUUGUUCCUCGAGAUGUAUCACGACGCAUUGACAACUCUUGAUGAAGAUCUGAGUCAAGGAGUAGUUAGCCCGUCACUCAUGGGCAGCAAUGGCGUUAUGCCACUCACCAUCAUAUCUACCAUACCCGACAUCGUGCGGCACAUGGCGAAUCUGAUCGUCGCCGCCGAGUAUGACGUCUUUAUUGCAACCAAUUUCUGGCAGAAUAGCGAAGCAUCCAAAUACAUCACCGAAGCCAUCAGAGAGUUAUCCAGGCGGGCUGAGGGGCGAGAAAAGAAGGUUGUGGUCAAGAUAAUGUACGACCGCGGCUCUGUGAAGCAAGUAUUUGACCAACACCACAUCGUCCCGGAGAAGGAUUACACGGGCAAGGCGGUUGGUCUUCCAAAGGCUAGUGAAAUUCCAAACGUCGACUUGGAGGUCAUGAACUACCACAACCCGCUGCUCGGAACGUUUCAUGCCAAGUACAUGGUCGUGGACAGGAGGAUUGCCAUCUUGCAGAGCAACAACAUCCAGGACAACGAUAACCUUGAGAUGAUGGUGCAUCUGGAGGGUCCCAUCGUCGAUUCUGUGUACGAUAUGGCGUUGCUGAGCUGGAGCAAGGCUUUGACGCCGCCACUCCCAACAGCAGACCGCCCAGCCGCCACCGAGACACCCAGAUGCUUCGAUAGCCAGGGCAACACAGACGAGGGGACGCAAAACGGAUACAACCACAACACACCAGACGAACCCUACCCCGAACACACGACGAGCGACCCGCACUACGACGCCACCAUAUCCGCCGAGGUACGCCGGGUCCAGGCAUCCGUGACGCCGCUACCGGGCGAGUCCCGGCGCGCAGCCGUCACAAAGCACCUCAACCACACCACGAACGAAGGCUUCACCCCGCCGGCGGAGCAUCUCGUCCCGGACAGCGUCGUCGGCGAAGACCCGGAAAAGAUCAUGACGCCUUACGUCAAACACCAGCCCCACCAACCGUUCCCAAUGGCGAUGGUCAACCGCCCACCGUACGGGCCGCCCAAGAACCACGACGUCAAGAACCCGCAGAACGCGGCUUGGUUGGCCGCGCUCCGCUGCGCGUCGCAAUCCGUGUUCAUCCAGAGUCCCACUCUCAAUGCCGAGCCGCUGCUACCGGCGAUCAUUGAUGCGUGCGAGAGGGGCGUGGAGGUGACGUGUUAUAUCUGUCUUGGGUACAAUGAUAUUAGCUUUGCUGAUGAUCAAAACAAGGGUGAGCUCCUCCCAAUGCAAGGCGGCCACAACGAAAUGAUAGCCCAUCGGCUAUACACAUCCCUCUCGGAUGAGGCACGGGGUCGGCUGCACUACCACUGGUACGUGGCCAAGGACGCGACGGCGCCGCUGCACCAGGGCAAGCGGCAGCGGUCAUGCCACAUCAAGCUGCUGGUCGUCGACUGGAAGGUCGCCGUGGUCGGCAGCGGCAACCAAGACACGCAGAGUUGGUGUCACAGCCAAGAGGUGAACGUGCUCCUGGACCUCCCGGAAGAGAUUGCGGAGCAGUGGAGGGAGGCCCUCGAGGUCCGCAAUCAGAACACGGGGCUGUACGGGGCCGGCAGCAGCGAGGACGGGGUUUGGAAGGAUGCAGAGGGGAAGGAGGCGGACGGGGCCAUCGGGGUCGAUCCGGGGAGGUUUAGCUGGGGGAAGGGGAUUGCAGGCGCGGUCAAGAGGUUGAAGGGAACGGGCGGUUUUUGA
Molecule: messenger RNA, 2190 nt
Organism: Pyricularia grisea
Lineage: Eukaryota; Fungi; Ascomycota; Sordariomycetes; Magnaporthales; Pyriculariaceae
Exons: 4
Coding region: 1-2190 (729 amino acids)
Molecular function (GO): catalytic activity
Source: RefSeq, a predicted model, not a curated record